Molecule: messenger RNA, 2355 nt
Organism: Boleophthalmus pectinirostris (great blue-spotted mudskipper)
Lineage: Eukaryota; Metazoa; Chordata; Actinopteri; Gobiiformes; Gobiidae
Gene: mpi
Product: mannose phosphate isomerase
Exons: 8
Coding region: 889-1977 (362 amino acids)
Biological process (GO): GDP-mannose biosynthetic process; carbohydrate metabolic process
Cellular component (GO): cytosol
Molecular function (GO): zinc ion binding; mannose-6-phosphate isomerase activity
Source: RefSeq, a predicted model, not a curated record
GUCAGGCUUUACCCGGAGCUUUCCACCUGCUGUGUUAUAAUCUAAUAUCAUAACUAUGUAAUGUCUUCCAUAGAUUUGGUUAAGACUAUGGUGGCAUACAUUUUUUCAUCUAAUUCAGUUUGUAAAGUAUAAAUGUAUUAUAACCACAGGCUGUAUAUAACCAGGACUAAACCAGAUCUUAACCAGAACUUGGUUCAUUCUCCGUGUCGUGGAGGUAAAAAUAGCUCGUGUGUGGUUCAUAGACUGUAUAAAGUAUUUACGGUAUAAAGUCUAUGGUCUGAGAGUAUUUACUGUAUAAAAUAGGCUUCCUGCUGAAUUGGCCCUAAUGAUAACCACCAAAUCGUAAUGAUCCGCUGUUUUGGCCACCGGUCCGUGGCCCUCCACUUGUCACAUAUGUUUCAAUAUGCAUCCGUCUGUGAAAUAAGUUUGGACAGCCCUAGAUAAGGUCUAUGGUCUGUAUUGUGUAUUUACUGUAUACAGUCUAUGGUGUAGAUAAAGUCUAAGGUCUGUAUAAAGACUAUGUUCUGGUGAUUGGGUUUGUGUUACCGUCGAGACCUCAAGCGCUGUGAGGAAACUCUCUCAAAUAUUAGUUUAACUCAGAGGAAUUUCACUUUUGUCACAUUUACACGAACUACACCUGUCCGUCUGCACCUGUCCAUCUGAACUACACCUGUCCAUCUGCACCUGUCCAUCUGAACUGCACCUGUUCAUCUGAGCUGUCGUGUCGUAGCUAUAAAAGAGGACACUGUAGCAGUUCUUCCUCUAGCCUGCAGGCCGCAGCACUACUCAUGGGGAAAGUUGGGUUUAAACAGUGAAGUUGCUCAGCUUCUCCUCCACAGCGCCCCCCAGAGUGUUAUUGACGCAAACACUCCUUAUGCAGAGCUGUGGAUGGGCGCUCACCCCAAAGCCGACUCUGGAAUCCUCUUGGACCAGAUCUCAGACAAAACUUUGGGAGCCUGGAUACAGAAGAACCCCCAGAGUCUUGGCACCAAAGUCCAAGAGAGGUUCAAAGGAAAACUCCCGUUCUUAUUUAAAGUUCUGUCAGUGAGGACCGCCCUGUCCAUCCAGGCCCACCCAGACCGGGAGUUGGCGGUGCGACUCCACACUCAGUUCCCAGAGCAUUAUCCUGACGCGAACCACAAACCGGAGAUGGCCAUCGCCCUCACGCCCUUCACUGGACUUUGUGGCUUCAGACCAGUCUCAGAGAUCCUGGACUUCUUCUCAGGGGUACCGGAGCUCUUGGCAUUGGUGGGUCCAGACUCCGUCCAGGGUCUUAAGUCCUCACUGGGGGACUUGGACCAAACCCGUGCUGCUCUAAAGACCUGCUUCAGCCGAAUGAUGAGGAGCGACUCAGACCUGGUCAAGACCCAGCUCCAAGCUCUAGUCCACAGGCUCUCAGAGGAGGGUAAACCCUCCCCUGUGGACAGUCUUCUGUUAACCCUUUACACUCAGUUCCCCGGGGAUAUCGGCUGUUUCUGUGUCUACUUCCUGAACCUGAUCGAACUUCAGCCAGGAGAAGCCAUGUUCCUUAGAGCCAAUGAGAUCCACGCCUACCUGUACGGAGAUUGCAUAGAGUGCAUGUCAUGCAGUGAUAACACGGUCCGGGCUGGUCUAACCCCAAAGUUUCUGGACGUGGACACUCUUUGUGAGAUGUUGGACUACAGCCCCAGCCCCGCCCAUUCCAAACUCUUCCCCUGUCGCCGUGAUGACCAGGACCCUCACGUGACCCUGUAUGAUCCGCCCAUCGACGACUUCAGUGUCAUCCGCAUUCAGGUUCCUGCUGAGUUGAAGUCGUACACGGUGGCGGCUCUCGACAGCGGCAGCAUUCUGUUAGUCAUCUCCGGCUCUGCCCGCUGCACUUCACACAGUGACAUCACUCUGAAACGGGGCUCUGUGUUCUUCCUCUCUGCCAAUCAGAAUCUUCCUCUCGAGGUGACAUCUUCCCUAGAACUGUUCAGGGCCUGCUGUCUUCUGUAGAGCCAGAUACACUCCUGUGUGUGUCAGAUGCCCUCUGACCCUCCUGUAUUCGUGAGUGUCAGAUGCUCUCCCAUCCUCCUGUAUUCUCGUUCUCUUGUAUCCCUUUGUCAGAUGUCCUAAUCUCCUCCUGUAGGGAAAUGUUACUUUGGAUCAUGUGCAAUCGCGUAGAAACAGAGGUUUUCUUCUGAAAUACUGUAAAAUAAAGACAUUAAAAUACAAAAUAAAGUUGUUUAUAGCUUUAGUGUUUUCCAAAAUAGUUUGUUAAAAUUCACUCACUGCUGCAGUUUUAAAGAUUCCUCCUGAAGCAUAAAACCUUUCCUCCUGUGAUCUUCACCAGACAUCAGUUUUACCUGUCAAUAAAAACGUGUCUGAAAUGAA